AAGAAACUGUGGAUUAAAUGGCGACUUUCCAAGGGAGAACUUGUGGUGGGACUGCACUGGUAGCUUUGCUGCUGCCUAUUUCAGGUAUUUGGUGCUUCACUGAGCUUUUUUUCACAAGGGAGCCCCAGGAUGUCAUUGCUUUGCGGAAAGACCCUGUGGUUCUUGAUUGCCAGGCUCGUGGAGAACUUCCAAUUACCAUUGUGUGGCUGAAAAAUGGACUGAAAUUAGCGGAUAGUGAACGGAUAUAUGUCUUAUCAAAUGGAUCUCUUUACAUCACUGAGGUUGAACAUCGUAGAGGAGAGCGAUCAGAUGAGGGCUACUAUGAAUGUUUGGCUCAAAACAAGUAUGGGGCCAUUCUGAGUCAGAAAUCCCACCUGUCUGUGGCCAGUAUGUCUCCAUUUGAAGUUCAGCCAGCCCACACAGUGGUGAAUGAAGGCGCAGUAGCAAGGUUUAUCUGCAAGAUACAUGCAAAUCCUCCACCAAUCAUAACCUGGGAAUUCAACCGAACAGCACUGCCGCUAGCUAGUGACAGGAUAACUGCUCUGCCAACUGGAGUUCUUCAGAUCUAUGGGGUCGAGGGACGGCAUGCUGGACAGUACCGUUGUGUGGCAACCAAUGUCGCAAAUAGGCGCAGAAGUGUGGAAGCCAUUUUAACCGUUAUUCCAGCUUGGGAACCAAAAACUUUGCAGAAACCAGUGAUUGUAGCUGGUCCUCAAAAUCUCACUGUGCCUGUACAUCAAACUGCCAUGCUGGAAUGUAUCGCCAUUGGUUCCCCAAAGCCUCUUGUGUCUUGGAGCCGUUUAGAUCACCGAUCUAUUGAUGUUUUCAAUACACGGGUUCUGGGAAAUGGAAAUUUGAUGAUAUCCGAUGUGAAGGUUGAACAUGCUGGAAUAUAUGUGUGUCGGGCCACUACACCAGGCACACGCAAUUACACUGUAGCCACAGCUAUGCUUACCGUGUUGGCUCCACCUUCUUUUGUUGAGUGGCCUGAGAGCUUGACAAGGCCUCGUGCUGGCACGGCCAGGUUUAUGUGUCAGGCAGAAGGUAUUCCUACACCUAAAAUUAGCUGGCUGAAGAAUGGACAAAGGAUUCACUCCAAUGGACGUAUCAAAGUCCAGUAUAGCAGCAAAUUGGUAAUAAACCAGAUCAUUCCUGAAGAUGAUGCCAUUUACCAGUGCAUGGCUGAAAAUCAACAAGGAUCUGUCCUUUCAGUGGCCAGACUGAUUGUUAUUAUGUCUGAGGACAGACCUAGCGCACCUAGAAAUAUCCAGGCAGAAACUGUGUCGAGUUCAGGGAUUCUUCUGUCUUGGGAAAGGCCCAUGUACAAUUCUGACAAAGUAAUUGCAUACUCGGUCCAUUACAUGAAAGCAGAAGGUUUAAAUAAUGAAGAAUAUCAAGUGGUUAUUGGAAAUGACACAACUCGUUAUAUUAUUGAUGAUUUAGAACCAGCCAGCAAUUACACAUUUUACAUUGUAGCAUACAUGCCCAUGGGAGCAAGUCGAAUGUCAGAGCAUGUUAUUCAGCACACACUGGAAGACGUCCCUUUGAGAGUGCCAGAAAUCAGCUUGACCAGUCGUAGCCCAACCAACAUCCUGAUCUCAUGGCUCCCCAUUCCAGCUAAGUUCAGGAGAGGGCGUAUUAUUGCGUAUCGCAUUUACUACCGUAAAAGCACAGAAAGUGCUGUCCAUCUUGUGGAGCUUCCAGGGGCCAUAUCCGAACACUUGCUUGAAGAUGUCGAGCCUGACAGCACUUACCUUGUACGAAUCUCUGCGGCGACCAGAGUGGGUUGGGGAGAAUCUUCCAUCUGGACUUCCCACAGAACCCCAAAGGCUACGAGUGUAAAAGUCCCCUUGGCCCCAGAGCUGCGUUUGGAGCCAUUGAACUGCACAACGAUUACAGUAAGCUGGAAGCAAGCGGAGGAGAAUAGUGUGCACAUCCAGGGAUAUAGACUGUUUUACAGGGAAGAAAGUCAGCAAGAAACUGGGCCAAUUGGACUCGGCAUGCAAGAUUCCCAUUACACCAUCAGUGGACUAGAUCCUCGAAGGAAGUAUCAUAUGCGUUUGCUGGCGUAUAAUUAUAUGGGUGAAGGCUACCAGGCAGACCAAACUGUAAGCACCCCAGGAUGUGUCUCUGUUCGGGAUCGCAUGGUGCCUCCUCCACCUCCACCUCAUCACUUGUAUGCAAAAGCCAACAGCUCAUCUUCCAUUUCCUUACAAUGGGGGAAGCCAGCCUUUACUGCUGCAGCAAUGAUCAACUAUACUGUCCGCUGUAAUCCUGUGGGGCUGCAGAAUGCUUCCCUUGUCAUGUACCUUCAGACGUCAGAAACACACAUGCUUGUUCAUGGCUUACAACCUUUCACCAAGUAUGAGUUCGCUGUGCGUCUUCAUGCAGACCAGCUCUCCAGCCCCUGGAGCCCUGUGGUUUAUCAGCUUACGUUGCCAGAAGCUCCAGUUAAUCCACCUUCAAGUGUGAAAGUCACUUUAAUAGAAGAAGGAACUGCUCUAAUUUCUUGGAAACCCCCAGAAGGUACCAACACAGUCAUCACUCGUUACACCAUUCUUUAUGCGUCCAGAAAGGCUUGGAUUGCAGGAGAAUGGCAAGUGCUUCACAGGGAAGGAACAAUUACUAUGGCCUUGCUGGAGAACCUCCUCCCAGGAAAUGUCUACCUCGUUCAGAUAUCUGCCUCGAAUGAAGUUGGAGAAGGGCCCUUUUCAAAUGCUGUGGAACUAGCAAUCCCUGCUAAGGAAACUGUAUACUUUAGCCAGGGGCCUAAGUGGGCUGACUCUCACAGCAGUGGAGAUGCCAAAGCUAACUCAGAUGUAUUUUACCACCUGGACCAAAAGUCAAUGACUGGAAUUAUUGUCGGAGUUUGCAUAGCCCUAACUUGUAUCAUCAUCUGCAUCCUUAUCCUCCUCUACCGAAGCAAAGCAAGGAAAUCAUCUGCUAUCAAGACUGAGCAACAGGGAAAUGUACAGUUAGCACAUGUGACAAGACCACUGGUCAAUGGCAACCAUCUUGCUAAGGGUCAGAAUGAACAGGAAACUGUGGAAACCUUAAUGCCAAUGAUGCCUGAAAAUGUUUUUUUGGAUACCAAGGGUGGGUCUGAUCUGAUUAUUAGCAGCACGACUCGUGUGAACGAAAAGGCAAAAAAAUGGUCAUUAUUUGGGUCAUCGAAGAAAUCAGUGAAGAUGCACAAAGAAAAGCAGCAGCCAGUGAGAAGAAAUGUACGAAGCCUGAGCUCUUACCAGCUGACUGGGCUGACCUGUGAGGAAUCGGGUGGCUCAAUACACAUUCCACCUACAUCUCUGCAGGCUGUGUUCAACACUGCAGGAGACACAGAAUAUUCUCAUAACAGUGACGGAAGCCAUGAAACUGGCGAUUCAGGCAGAUACUCGCACGAUUCUAGGGAGGAAAUGGAAAUGGCUCACCUUUCUUCUGUCACAUGUACUACACCUACCUUCUUGGGGCCGUUUGUCCAAGCAGAAACAGUCAGCGUUCUUAUCAAGUCUACCUCAGAGGAAGCUCAACUCCUGUUGAUUGGUUCUUCUUCUACUACCUCAGACCUGCUGGCACCACCUCAAAAACUGAUGAAUACUGUAGAUGCAGAAAUUAUGGAAAAACAUGGCUCUUGUAGUGACUCCUAUCCAUAA
This is a messenger RNA of Carcharodon carcharias (great white shark), 3650 nucleotides long. RefSeq names its product protogenin-like. NCBI's taxonomy places the organism in Eukaryota, Metazoa, Chordata, Chondrichthyes, Lamniformes, Lamnidae. Gene Ontology annotation, molecular function: protein binding. The transcript is spliced from 21 exons. Gene Ontology annotation, cellular component: axon; plasma membrane. Gene Ontology annotation, biological process: axon guidance; cell-cell adhesion. The coding region runs from base 18 to 3650 and encodes 1210 amino acids. The record is from RefSeq and is a predicted model, not a curated record.